AUGAACCAUGUCACUAAUACAAUUGUCAAACUAACCUUCCUUCCUGUCGUCUCAUUUCAUCGUCUUUUUCCUAAUCUCUCUCUCUCUCUCACUCUCUUUCUCUCUUUAAUGAUACUGGCUGGAAGUUCUGUUUUCACCCUCCCAUCUUCCCCCUCCAUUUUUUCUUCAACCUCCCACCUCGCCCUUCCACAUUCACUCGCCUCCAUAUCAAAUCCCCUCUUCUUCUCUCACCUCCCAACCCCGUAUCAGCCAGUCCAUUCCCUCUCCCUACCCCCACCUUCUUCUCCCUCUUUCUCUUCAGCCACCUUUUCACCAACGACACCUCCUUCCCUUCCGCCGACCCUAUCUCUCACCUUCCACGUCUACCCUCCGCAUCUUCCUUCUUUUUUUCCCCAAUCCAUUUCAAUAACCCACCUCUCCCUCGCGCAGUCGUUUACCGUACCUCCCCCACUUGUUCCCACCCAGCCCACAUUUGCCUCCUUACCUUCCCGACACACAUCUUACUCCCUUCUCAGCAACCCUCCUACCACCCGUCACUCCUUUCCUUCCUCAAGCCACAUCGACAAACCACCCCCUCAUCUGCUUUUUCCCCUCCACUCUUCCUCCCACGUGCACCUGCCUCCCCUUCUUUCUACUCACUUUCCUCCUACUACUCCUCCUGCCACCACCAGACAAGACAGACAGACAGAGCAGAAAAUCUUCCCUUACCUUCUCGGUGUCUUCUUCUUCUUCUUCUUCUUCUUCUUCUUCUUCUUCUUCUUCUUCUUCUUCUUCUUCUUCUUCUUUUCUGGUCGUGCGCGUUCUUCUUCUUUUUCUUUAUCUCUCUCAGCUGCUGCUGCUGCUGUUACUUCAUAG
Molecule: messenger RNA, 855 nt
Organism: Acanthosepion pharaonis
Lineage: Eukaryota; Metazoa; Mollusca; Cephalopoda; Sepiida; Sepiidae
Source: the annotation of a GenBank genome assembly